Messenger RNA from Sphenostylis stenocarpa, 933 nucleotides. NCBI's taxonomy places the organism in Eukaryota, Viridiplantae, Streptophyta, Magnoliopsida, Fabales, Fabaceae. The record is from the annotation of a GenBank genome assembly.
AUGGCAUCCCUUACAUCUUCAUGCCUUCUUUUCACCCUUUUUCUCACUAUCUCCAUUCUUCAGCUGAGUUCAGCCAGGAGACACACUGGCUCAGACACCCAAUUGCAAUUCCAAUACCACAAAGGCCCUCUCCUCACAGGCAAAAUCUCAGUUAACCUCAUUUGGUAUGGCAACUUCAAGCCUUCCCAAAAAGCCAUCAUCACUGACUUCAUCACCUCCCUCUCCUCUCCCAAACCCGUCACCGCCCAACCAUCCGUCGCCACGUGGUGGAAAGCCACUGAAAAGUACUACAAAAGCUCAUCCCCCAAACUCGCCCUUUCCCUGGGCUCUCAAAUCGUGGAUGAGAACUACUCCUUAGGCAAAUCUCUCACCACUAAUCAAAUCCUCAAGCUCGCAUCCAAGGGUCCACAGGCUAACGCAAUCAACGUCGUUCUCACAUCCGCCGACGUGGCAGUGGAAGGGUUCUGUUCCAGUAGGUGCGGAACUCACGGGUCCUCCGUGGGGGGGCGCGUGAACGGGAAGAGGUCCAAGUUCACGUACAUCUGGGUGGGUAACUCUGAAACCCAAUGCCCGGGUCAAUGCGCCUGGCCAUUCCACCAACCCAUUUACGGUCCCCAGAAUCCACCUUUGGUUGCACCCAACAACGAUGUUGGUCUCGACGGCAUGGUCAUCAACGUGGCUAGUCUCUUGGCUGGCACUGCCACCAACCCAUUCGGGAACGGGUACUUUCAGGGACCCAAAGAGGCUCCCUUGGAAGCUGGUUCCGCGUGCACUGGAGUGUAUGGUAAGGGCGCGUACCCUGGCUAUGCAGGGAACCUCUUGGUGGACCCCACGACUGGUGCCAGCUACAACGCCAAUGGCGUCAACGGAAGGAAAUAUCUGUUGCCAGCACUAGUUGACCCUAAGAGCUCAGCUUGUUCAACGCUCGUGUAA